This is a messenger RNA of Cavia porcellus (domestic guinea pig), 2212 nucleotides long. It is a transcript of the gene Pdilt, whose product is annotated as protein disulfide isomerase like, testis expressed. Bases 231 to 2081 code for a protein of 616 amino acids. Lineage: Eukaryota; Metazoa; Chordata; Mammalia; Rodentia; Caviidae. Gene Ontology annotation, biological process: protein folding. Gene Ontology annotation, cellular component: endoplasmic reticulum. The transcript has 12 exons. The record is from RefSeq and is a predicted model, not a curated record.
CAGAACUCCAGAACCCAGAACAUUGCUGUGGGCUGCAGUGGCCUCAGUGGGUUUUGGAAGGAGCUUCCUUUCUGCCCCUGGGUUUCUUUGGACUGUCCAGCUGUCAACCAGUCCUUCUCUAAUCACAGGUGAGGGCCGAGCCUACCAUCACAUCACUACCUCCCUUCUACAGGACCAGCCCAGAGUGGCACCACAGCUUUGAAAGUGACCCAGCUUCCCACAGGACAGCCAUGGAACUGCUCUGGAUGACCCUGCUGACACUGACCUCUUGGGUCCCCACCACCCACAGCUCUCUGGAGCAGGAUGCCACUGCCCCCAACAUCAACCCCUCCCAGCCCUUGCAUAUCGUGGAGGAGCAAAAUCUGCUGGUUCUGACACCAGCCGGCCUGGAGCAGAUGCUCAAUGAGACCCGCUUUUUCAUGGUUCUUUUCCACAACCCGUCCUCCAAGCAAUCCAAGAACCUGGCAGAAGAGCUGGGCAAAGCUGUGAAGAUGAUGGGCAAGGGCAAGACUGGGAUUGGCUUCGGCAAAGUAGACAUCACAGUGGAGAAGGAGCUCAAGCAGGAGUUUGACAUCAAGAAGGCUCCAGAACUGAAGCUGUUUUUUGAGGGCAACAGGUCAGAACCCAUCAGCUGCAAAGGAGUGGUUGAAUCUGCAGCCUUGGUGGUUUGGUUAAGAAGACAAAUUAGCCAAAAAGCAUUUGUAUUCAACGACAGCCAGGAGGUGGCAAAUUUUGUGAAAUCCAGGCCUGUGGUCAUCAUUGGCUUCUUCCAGGAUUUGGAGGAAGAGGUAGCAGAAAUGUUCUUUGAGGUGAUCAAAGACUUCCCCGAGGUUCCAUUUGGAGCGAUAGAGAUAAAAAAUACCUUUAAACGUUUCCACGUGAUCCUUGACAGUGUCCUGGUAUUCAAAAAGGGGAAAGUUGUGACCCGUCAAGAGCUUAUUAAUGACAGUACCUACAAACAAGACCUCACCGAAGUCAUAAGAAAGCACCUGCCAGAUAUUGUGAUUGAAUAUAACACUGAGAAUAAGGAUCUGAUUUACGAAAUGAAGCUCUUGAAUCACAUGCUGCUGUUUGUCUCCAGGAAGUUUGAGUUAUACAGAGUCAUAGUUCGGCAUUAUAAAUUGGCCUCCAAGGAAUUCCAGAACAAGAUCCUUUUCAUUGUGGUGGAUGUGGAAGAACACAGAAACAAACACGUCUUGGAGUAUUUCCAGGUCACAAAGGUCAAUGUUCCAUGUGUUCAAAUCCUAAACUUGAGCUCUGACACCCGGUACAAGAUGCCUUCUGAUGAGAUAACCUAUGAAAACCUUGUAAUGUUUGGCACCAGCUUCCUAAAUAGAAAUGCCAAGAAACAUCAACCCAGUGAAGAGAUUCCACAAUAUUGGGACCAAGGUCUGGUUAAGCAGCUCGUGGGGAAGAACUUCAACAUAGUUGUCUUUGACAAGGAAAGGGAUGUGUUUGUGAUGUUCUACGCACCCUGGUCUAAGAAGUGUAUUGUGCUAUUCCCACUGCUGGAGGAGUUGGGCAGGAAGUAUCAAAACCACUCCACAGUUACCAUUGCCAAGAUUGACAUCACAGCCAAUGACAUCCAGCUGAUAAACCCAGACAAGUACCCAUUCUUCAGACUUUUCCCUACCAACUCUGAACAGGCUGUACCAUAUACAGGAGAACACACCGUGAAUGGCAUUUCUGAUUUCCUGGAAAGCCAAGUCAAGAUGAGGAUUGAAAAUGAGGAUGAGCUAUUGUUCAUUGAGAAAAACGAAAUGAUAGAAGAGGAAGUAUUAGCUGAAGAAAAGGAAAGAAUUUACACAGAGCCAGAACUACCUGGGCAGCAGUUGCCUGAGCAGCAGUUCCCCAAGCUGGAGAACAUGACGGAAGUGAAGGUGCCAGUGGAGGAGCUGCCCACACUGCAGAACGUGACCACACUGGAAGUGCCUGUGCAGGAGCCACCCGAGCAGGAGGGUGCCACAAAGGCGGAGGCUCCGGUGGGACAGAAGAAAAGGCCUGAGAAGAAGGACAAGGUAGUUAAGCCAAAAAGACGUCCAAGACAAGAAAAGAAAUUCAAAAUCAAAGAAGAACUUUAACUUCUCCCAGGCCAAGAGGGAAGGGGCCCAGUUUCGGGUCCUGACAUAAUUUUUGAGGGGAUCUGUUCCAAUAAUCUUAUCUCUCAUUGUGGUAGGUAGGUGGGAGCUGGGGAAUAAAUCCCCUGAAUGUC